Molecule: messenger RNA, 1026 nt
Organism: Magallana angulata
Lineage: Eukaryota; Metazoa; Mollusca; Bivalvia; Ostreida; Ostreidae
Product: V-type proton ATPase subunit e 2-like
Exons: 4
Coding region: 46-318 (90 amino acids)
Biological process (GO): proton transmembrane transport
Cellular component (GO): proton-transporting V-type ATPase, V0 domain
Molecular function (GO): proton-transporting ATPase activity, rotational mechanism
Source: RefSeq, a predicted model, not a curated record
AUCCCUUAUCAUGUGACAACAAAUCAACAUUCUCCGAUCGUCAAGAUGGUGGAUCGUAAAGCACUACCUCUCGUCAUUAUGACCGGGUUCUGGGGAGUCGUGGGCAUUAUCCUCCCCAUCAUUGUGCACUUUCUAAUGAGAGGAUCACCUAACAAAGGGAUUGUACAACUAAUGCUGAUGAUGACUGCGGCCUGCUGCUAUCUCUUCUGGCUGUGUGCAUUCCUGUUCCAACUGAAUCCAUUGAUCGGUCCACAGCUGGACUCGAGUCUGAUCGCAUUUAUCCAGGCCGAAUGGGAGAAUACUCCAGUCAAACCGUGAGCAGAGCCAUGACAGACGUAGCAUAGAGUUGGUAUUCUAGACAUUUGUACAUAAAUUAUAUACAACAGAACAAUGAAGGACUCUAGUCACAUUCCAUAUAGUGCUGACCGAGUGUAAUAUCUCGGCAUGAGAUCAAAACUCUAACAUUAAGUGUUUCUUAAAAUUGUCAAAGGUCUCUGUAAUCAAUUCAUUUCUUUGCUUCUAUUUGAUCACAUAGACUGUGCCGAGUUACUUAUUGAGCAAGAAAUUUUAUAAACAACUUUCAUAUUGUAAAAAGUGCUACCUUAAUAAUUUUCCAUAGUAAAAUCAAUGGGAAAAUCAAUUGAUGACAAAUAUAAAUUUUAUGAAUUUUCAUCAUGUUCAUGGCACAUUUUGUUUUUGCUUUGUAUACUUGUACCGAUUGACUUGUGUGUGUAAAUUUAGAUCCACAAAAAUUGUUUCUUAACAAAAUGGGUAAUUUUUCUGGAUAACUGUUUUCAGUAUCUCCUCUAUUGUGAUUAGUAUGACAAUUUUCAUUGUGUAGUUCAUUUUCUCUUGGACUACUAGCAUGUGAAACACAUCAUGAACUGUGCAUAAAAUUAUUCCUUCUUCAGAUAGUAAGCAUAAAAUUCUUUUGGAUGCCUUUAUCAGCUUCUGUGAGACCAUCAAUGAAUUACUGUAGUUAUAUUGUCAGUUGUUAAUUACGUGUGUUUUCACUGUGUUUGACAA